AUUGCGCAUGUCCUUCACAAUGGUUUGUAGUUGACAUAAAGAAAAUACAUCAAAAAAACAUUGUUUUGUUUUUAUGCUAAAAUUAAACUCCAAAAAAUUACAAUCAAUAUGAUUCUAACAUGAAUACAAAUAAGAAUAUCAAAAUAGACUUGGUACCAAUAAUUGAAAAUAAUCAUAACGAUAAACCAAAACGUUUAGUGAAGUUUGUUGAACAAUAUGUAAAACGAGUAAGAGGUUUUAGUUCUCAGUAUGGAAGUAAUAUUAGUAUUUCUUAUACUGCAUAUAAUCUUGUUGGAAGUCCUUCCAAAUUCCCAAAUUAUGGAGACUUUCCGCAGGCUUUUGUUAUGAGAACGUAUGGAAAUUGGUGGGAUCAUGCACCAUCACGAUCAACGGAUUACAUGUAUCAAAAUAACGAACUCAUUGACAGUCACGAUUAUGUUGAUAUUGAAUAUUACACAGAAGUUUAUCCUAUUAGAGUAUCGAUUUAUGAAACAUAUAAUCCGGGUAGUGUAAUCAAAAUAUGGGCAAGAGAUUCUUCUGGUCAUUGGUUACAACUAUGGUCUGGAUUUCCACAAAAAAUAUCUCAUAAGCCACGGAUAUUUUCACCACCAUUAAAUUCAUGCAAAUUUAAAACUAAAAUUUUACGAAUAGAAUUUAAUCACAGUUUAUUGGAUUAUUAUACUGAACUAGAUGCAGUAUUAUUGAUUGGAACAACCGAGUUGUUGCUUCCACAUGAUAAUUUUCAAACCAUCAGUGUCUUGUUACAACAACUAGGUAGUCAUUAUGCAAAUCAUAAUGAUUUAUACAAUUUGACACCUGAUAAUUUAAAAAUUAAUUAUGACUUAGAGGUAUUCAAAUCUGAUCUUCCAAGAUACUGCGCUCUUUAUAAAAACAUAAUUUUUGAUAAUGAUUUAAAAGGGACACUAGUAUCUCAAAUCAAAUUGAACUGCCAACAUCUUCCACCAAUCAGUGAAUCUAUCAAUGUUCUACAACGAUUUUUACAAGAUGAUUUUCUAAAAUUAAUAAAAGACAUCAACAAUUCAUCGGCAUUAACAACGACACAGCCACUAACAACCUGUGUUAAAUCUGUAAAUAAUCAAUGCUUCAGUAAAUCUUGUGGAAAUUUUUGUAUAUUGCCGGAUGAAAUGAUACUAAAAAUAUUAAGUAAUUUAGACUUGAAGUCACUAUCACGAAUUAGUAGAGUCAAUAAAUACUUCAACAUGAUUGCACAAGAUACUCUACUGUACACUAGUCUCAACUUGAAGCCUUAUUGGUAUUGUUUCAAUACAAGAACUCUGGAAUUGUUUAUCCCCAAGUGUCAACUUUUACGAAGACUUGAUUUAUCUUGGUGUGGAAAUGAUAAUUUUCUACAAUCACAAAAUAUUGCUAAUUUUUUUACUCUAUGUGGGCAUCAUUUGACACAUCUACGAUUAAACUGUUGUCAGUUUGUUAAUGAUUCUGUGAUAGAAACAAUAUCAACUACUUGUGAAUAUUUAAAAGAAUUAUGUUUGCGUCACUGUACAGCAAUAACAAAUGAUGGAUUCUAUUACUUAAGUAAAUUAAACAAUCUUGAACGAUUAGAAUUAUAUAGAACUUUGAUAGAAACUUCAAAUUUAUGUUUAAUAUUAAGAAACAAUCCUCGUAUGAGACAUUUGAAUUUAGCAGGGCUGACUGAUUAUUUAAAUAUGGAUGUGGUGGUAGAAGAAAUUACUUGCUCUUGUCCAUAUGUAGAAAGUAUUGAUUUCUGGAAAAUUCGUACCCUGACUUCGGCUGGAAUCCGAACACUUUCUUCCUGUGUCAACUUACGUGAAGUUGAUUUCGGUUGGUGCACUGGAAUCACCGCCAUUGGAGAUGCUUUAAGAAUAUUUUUUGCUACUUGUCGUCAUUUAGAAAAGGUUUUUCUUACAGCUCUUAGGAAUUUAAGUGAUCGUGAUAUAGAACCAUUACUUUUGUGUCAUCAAUUACAACAAUUAGAUUUACUUGGAGCACGAUAUCUUACUCCGGAAAUCUGUAUCCGUUUUUUAUUGUGUUGUCCUAAAUUAAAAUUAAUAGAUCUUAGCUUUUGUGAUUCCAUAAGUGAUACUAAAAUAGAAGAAUGGCGAGAAUUAUAUCCACACGUAUCGAUAAAACGAAGUUUUAGACUAACCGAUUUUCAUGUUGGAGAUAAUAUGUAAAUGAAUGUAAAUAUAGUUAAGUUAAAUUAACUAAAAUAUAAUCAUUAAAGACAUUAUUUUAUUAAAUAUAAACAUUGUUAAAAAAAAA
Chelonus insularis is the source of this 2262-nucleotide messenger RNA. It is a transcript of the gene Fbxl4, whose product is annotated as F box and leucine-rich-repeat gene 4. Gene Ontology annotation, cellular component: cytoplasm. The transcript is spliced from 7 exons. Bases 120 to 2174 code for a protein of 684 amino acids. The record is from RefSeq and is a predicted model, not a curated record. Gene Ontology annotation, molecular function: protein binding. NCBI's taxonomy places the organism in Eukaryota, Metazoa, Arthropoda, Insecta, Hymenoptera, Braconidae.